Dovyalis caffra is the source of this 909-nucleotide messenger RNA. Lineage: Eukaryota; Viridiplantae; Streptophyta; Magnoliopsida; Malpighiales; Salicaceae. The record is from the annotation of a GenBank genome assembly.
AUGGAGAUUGCUGCCUUCGAUUUCACUCUCUCUCAAUCUUUCCUUAUAGCCUCAUCUCUCACUCUCUUCUCUCUCUUACUAGCUCUCCUCACUCUCCGAUCAAAAUCUCCCAAAUCUAAUCUCACCGUCCAUUCAUCCACGUCAGCAGCAUCAACUGGAAAAACGAGAACCUGCAGCUGUUGCUGCUCUUGUAACGGUGAAAUUGUAAGUGAUAAUAGUACGGAUUCUGUUACGGCGGAGGAGAAGUACGUGAACGGUGGCGGGGAGGCGGAGGAGAUGGUCGUGGAGAAGCAGACCGGAGCGUCGAUGAUGGAGCAGUUAGUACCAGAGAUUACGACACACGCGCUUAGUUAUUUGGAUUAUCCGAGUUUGUGUAGGUUAUCGAUGACUAAUUCGUUGAUGCGUAAAGCUGCUAACGAUGAUAAUGCGUGGAAAGCGCUUUAUCAUAAGGAUUUUACAUUGGAACAAGAUAGUGUGACACCUGUUAAUGGGUGGAAGGCUUACUAUGCGGUUACAAGAGCCAUUGUGAAUGUCAAUACAGAAUUCUUUAACAUCAUUAGAGGAAGAUCUCUUCAAGCAAUGAGUCAAUUAUGGCUUAAUGCAGAUUAUGUGAAGUGCACCCAUGCAUCUGGCGAAAAUUUUUCAGGGUAUAAUGCUGUGAUACAGAGUUGGCAGUUUGCAUUUAAUUGGGAGCAAGGGUUGGACUUCCAGGUUCGUGAUGUAAGGGCUCGUGUGAUGACUGACAUGGCUUGGGUUACCAUGAAAAUGUAUGUUGUUGAGAUGGAAAAUGGGCCAUUUAACGUAACUAAUGUCUUUGAGUCCCACAAUGGGCGGUGGUACCUGGUGCAUCAUCACAGUUCAGUGAUGAUCAUCGAUGGGGAGGUGGAUCAACAGAUUGUGCAUGCAUAA